This is a messenger RNA of Amborella trichopoda, 4532 nucleotides long. RefSeq names its product P-loop containing nucleoside triphosphate hydrolases superfamily protein (gene FRA1). Gene Ontology annotation, biological process: spindle elongation; microtubule-based movement; mitotic spindle organization. Gene Ontology annotation, molecular function: microtubule motor activity; ATP binding; microtubule binding. NCBI's taxonomy places the organism in Eukaryota, Viridiplantae, Streptophyta, Magnoliopsida, Amborellales, Amborellaceae. The record is from RefSeq and is a predicted model, not a curated record. Gene Ontology annotation, cellular component: microtubule associated complex.
CAUUCUACUUUCUUCCACUACUUGCUGCACUGCACACACACAGCUCUCUCUCCUGCCCUUACGAAGAAGUGAAUGAAUGCUAGGAGGAGGGCGUGGGCCCCCCAGAAGCAGCCGUAGCCCAUGUGAGGUGGGCCUCAACUCCAAUGAGAGGAGGCGUUGCUUUGCGGUGCUUGGCCUCUGGAGCAAGGAAAAGUGUGAGAAGAGAGAGAAAGUCGUCCACCAUUCCUCUCUCUCUAGGGCCAAACCUCUCUCUCUAGGGCCAAACCAGUCGUUUUCAAACCCAACAGCUUUCUUUCUCUCUCUCUUUCCUCCCCCCACUCUGAUACAGUGGACAGUGUGUUGUGGUGUGCAGAGCAAGGAAAAAUGAGAAUGACAGGGACACUGGUUGUUGUCGCUGCAGUUAAUCUGAUUUUGUGCUCUUGGAUCCGUUUCGCAAUGCUUGCGUAGCUAGAUUCGUCGCCAUCUCGGUCUCUGUCUCUGUCUCUUCUCCUCUCUCUGCAUGAUGGAAAACGGUGGCUCUGCUGAGGAAUGCUGUGUGAAGGUUGCCGUCCAUGUUCGCCCUCUCAUCGGCGAUGAACGCUCCCAAGGAUGUAAAGACUGUGUCACUGUAAUUCCUGCUAAACCCCAGGUGCAAAUUGGAACUCAUUCUUUUACCUUCGACCAUGUCUAUGGAAGCUGUGGUUCACCAUCCUCAGCCAUGUUUGAAGAAUGUGUCGCUCCACUUGUUGAUGGUUUAUUCCAAGGAUAUAAUGCAACUGUUCUGGCAUAUGGACAGACUGGUUCGGGCAAAACAUACACCAUGGGAACUGGUUAUAGGGAUGGAUGCCGGGCCGGGCUUAUACCUCAAGUAAUGGACGCUCUAUUUAACAAGAUUGAAACCCUGAAGAGUAGGACUGAAUUCCAGCUACGUGUUUCAUUCAUUGAGAUCCUGAAAGAGGAGGUGCGAGACUUGCUUGAUCCUGCAUCUGCUGGAAAAUCCGAUACACUUAAUGGCCAUGCUGGGAAAGUCACAGUCCCAGGGAAGCCACCAAUACAAAUCCGAGAGACAUCGAAUGGAGUGAUUACACUUGCAGGAUCAACAGAAAUUGAUGUCAGCACACAAAAGGAAAUGGCUGCAUGUCUGGAACAAGGAUCAUUGAGUAGAGCCACAGGAAGCACAAACAUGAACAGUCAGUCAAGUCGUUCGCAUGCAAUCUUCACAAUCACUGUGGAGCAGAUGCGUAAAUGGGAUAUUGCUGGUGGGGAGGCUGGCUCACUAGAUGAUGGUGGAGAAGAUUAUUUAUGUGCUAAGCUCCAUUUGGUAGAUCUUGCUGGAUCAGAGCGUGCCAAAAGGACAGGAUCCGAUGGUCUUCGUUUUAAAGAGGGAGUUCAUAUUAAUAAGGGGCUUCUUGCUCUUGGCAAUGUCAUAAGUGCACUUGGAGACGAGAAAAAGCGAAAAGAGGGUGUACAUGUGCCAUACAGGGACAGCAAACUUACUCGUCUCUUGCAGGACUCACUUGGGGGGAACAGCAGAACUGUCAUGAUAGCUUGUAUAAGUCCAGCAGAUAUUAAUGCAGAGGAAACUCUGAAUACUCUCAAAUAUGCUAACCGAGCUCGCAAUAUUCAGAAUAAACCCAUUGUCAAUCGAGAUCCAGUCUCAAGUGAAAUGCAACGGAUGCGCCAGCAACUUGAGUAUUUACAAGCAGAGCUAAUUUGUGCUCGUGGAGGAGGAGGUGUUUCGCCAGAUGAAAUACAGGUUUUUAAGGACAGGAUAUCCUGGCUUGAGGCUACUAAUGAAGAACUAUGUCGAGAACUUAACGAAUAUCGCAGUAGAUUCUUGCAGAUGGAGCAGCGUGGAGUGGAUACUCAGAAUGGUGAUGGCUACUUCUCAAAGGCAGAGAGGACAGAAUUUGGAAGGCAGAGUGCUGACUCCUCUGAUUAUCAUAUGUGUGAACCUUUUACUGGUCGAUCCCUCGUUCCUUUCCAGGAUGUAUCCUUAAAACCAUGUUUGCCAGUUAGUGGCAUUCUAUCUAACCAUCUGGUGCCAAUGGAAAUAGGAAGGAUUGCCCUUAGUUCUGCAGGUGACAAUGCCAAAGAGAUGGAUGAAGAAGCUGCAAAAGAGUGGGAACAUACAAUCUUACAAGAUUCGAUGGACAAAGAGCUGAAUGAGCUAAAUAAACGUCUUGAACAAAAAGAGUCAGAGAUGAAAAUGUUUGGUGGAGUUGACACUCUAGCUCUUAAGCAACAUUUUGGCAAGAAGCUCUUGGAACUGGAGGAGGAAAAACGUAUUGUUCAGCAAGAGAGAGACCACCUUUUUGCUGAAGUUGAGAGCCUUGCUGCCACUUCCGAUGGACAAACACACAAAAUGCGGGAAGUUCAUUUGCAGAAACUAAAAACCCUUGAAUCACAGAUUUUAGAUCUUAAGAAGAAACAAGAAAGCCAUGUUCACCUUAUAAAGCAGAAGCAGAAAAGUGAUGAAGCAGCGAAAAGGCUCCAGGAUGAAAUACAAUCUAUUAAGGCACAAAAGGUCCAAUUGCAGCAUAGGAUAAAACAAGAGGCAGAACAAUUUCGUUUGUGGAAGGCUUCUCGUGAGAAGGAGCUCUUGCAGCUGCGGAAGGAGGGAAGGAGAAACGAAUAUGAAAGGAGGAAGUUGCAAGCUUUGAACCAACGGCAGAAAAUGGUUCUUCAAAGAAAGACAGAAGAGGCUGCUAUGGCCACGAAGAGGCUAAAGGAGUUACUUGAGACUAGGAAGUCUUCUCCUCGCGAUACUGGAGUUGCCGGUGGUGGAAAUGUGUCACCUGGCCAGUCACAGAGCAAUGAAAAAUCUUUGCAAAGGUGGCUUGAUCAUGAAUUGGAAGUUAUGGUGAAUGUGCAUGAGGUCCGUUGUGAAUAUGAAAAGCAAAGUCAAGUGAGGGCUGCAUUGGCAGAGGAACUAAGCAAAUUAAAACAAGAGGACGAGAUGUGUUCUAGUGGUCUUAGCCCUGCAAGAGGGAAGAAUGGAAACUCUGCCAGAAUGGCUGCCAUGUCUCCCAAGUCAAGAUUGUCAAGAAUCACAUCGCUUGAGAACAUGCUGAACAUUUCCUCAAACACGCUUGUGGCCAUGGCAUCCCAGCUGUCAGAGGCAGAAGAGAGGGAGCGUGCAUUUACUGGGCGAGGCCGAUGGAAUCAGUUGCGCACUAUGGGAGAUGCAAAGAGCUUGCUUCAAUAUAUGUUUAAUGCUGCUGCAGAUGCAAGAUGCAGACUCUGGGAGAAAGAAAUUGAAAACAAGGAGAUUAAAGAGCAAAUGAAUGAACUUGUUGGCUUACUGAGACAGAGUGAAGCUCGUCGUAAAGAAAUCGAGAAGCAACAUAAGUUGAGAGAGCAAGCUGUUGCAAUUGCUUUGGCAACAUCAGCCUCGGCCGGUUCACAUGGUUCAGCAAAACAUUCUGCAGAAGAUAUCAGUGGUUCAUUAUCCCCUGUUGGAGUACCUGCACUGAAACAGCCAAAGUAUUCUCCUGGCCUUUCAAAUGGCUCAGCUAAGCGAACAGUGUUGUUUCCUAGCACUCAAUGCAAGGUGAUUUCAGGUUCACAGUUAACUGCAGCAAAUAAGCUGAUGGUCGCCAAACAAGCUGGGAAGCUUUGGAGAUGGAAGAGGAGUCAUCAUCAGUGGCUGCUUCAGUUCAAGUGGAAAUGGCAGAAACCAUGGAGACUCUCGGAAUGGAUCAGGCACAGUGAUGAGACGAUUGUCAGGGCAAGGCCCAGGCCCCAGGCUUUGGUUGAUGCCAUUUAAAUGUAAAUCCUUAAGUAUGAGAGAGGUUCCUUAAGCACGUGUAAAUUUGGCGCACUAUGUUCUCUCAUCAGGAGAUGCGGUUUUUGGAGGAAGAACGUGAGAAUUAAAACAAUACAUCAAUGACAAGGAAUAAGGAGGAAUGAGAGUCCUAACAGUCAUUAUUUGGCGGAGUGCAUCAUGGUCUGCUUUCUUUUUGGUUGGCAUUGGUCAGGAAUAAGGGUCUCUGCUGUUUGGAAGUAGCUUCUUUGGCUUUGAUACGGCCUCUCUCCCACUAAAGUGAAUGGUUUCAUCAUAGCACUUCUUGUUGGUUGGCAUUGGUCAGGAAUAAGGGUCGCUGCUGUUUGGAAGUACCUUCUUUGGCUUUGAUACGGCCUCUCCCACUAAAAGUGAAUGAUUUCAUAAUAGCAUUUGAUAGCAUUGGGGGGCAUCUUGUACAGUACAGUAGUAGCGGUGCCCUUCACCUUAUCACAAAUCUGAGGUUUUUUUUUUCUUUUCUUUUCAGUUUAUGAUUUUUUGGGGGGAGGUAUAAGAAUGCAGUCAGAUUUCUGGAUGCGGAUUGUGGUGGGGCGAGGGCUGUAGAAGGUCUCAAUAGUCUUGGCUAGUGUGUUGGGUUUGAUGUUCUUUUGAUUUGUUCAGUGUUUAGAAGCUACGAUAUUCAUGGAACAGCUACUGGGACAUUGCUUUUAUUGUGAUGACGGUUUUGCACGAGCUCCUUUGUCCUUUGUAUAAUUUCAUCUAUUGUUUUGCCAUGAAUACAAAUUGUUUCACGAGUUAAUUGAUAACA